This is a messenger RNA of Silurus meridionalis, 7243 nucleotides long. It is a transcript of the gene nbas, whose product is annotated as NBAS subunit of NRZ tethering complex. Gene Ontology annotation, cellular component: Dsl1/NZR complex; endoplasmic reticulum membrane. Gene Ontology annotation, biological process: retrograde vesicle-mediated transport, Golgi to endoplasmic reticulum. The record is from RefSeq and is a predicted model, not a curated record. Lineage: Eukaryota; Metazoa; Chordata; Actinopteri; Siluriformes; Siluridae. Gene Ontology annotation, molecular function: SNARE binding.
UCCGGACUGACUUGAGAUCUCGCACCUCGCGUAGUUUGACGCAUGCGCAGGUGCGUUUGAUUAAAGAUGGCGGCGGAUUGUAUAGCGGGAGAUGACGAGGAAAAUAUAUUAUACGAUUUGCUUAUUAACGCGGAAUGGCCACCGGAAACAGACACGCAGGCACGAGGAUCAAAAGAGCACAGUUCCGGGGUUCUAGCCAGGGCUGUUACAGGGCCUUUCAGAUUCUUCCUGCACUACCUUUGGUACAGCCCCACGAGUUCGUCUUUACCCCCUGCCCUGGUGAGCCUGGCAGCGAAGCAGACCAACUGGCAGCUAGUGCUAGCAAGUAAUGGGAAGCUCCUGGCAGUGGUUCAGGACCAGUAUGUGGAAAUAAGGUCCGCUCGAGACGACUUCGGGUCCGUCAUCGGGAAAUGUCAAGUACCGAAGGACUCGUCUCCUCAGUGGAGGAAGGUGGCGUGGAGUCACGACUGCGCUCUCCUGGCAUACGCUGACAGCACAGGAACCGUCAGAGUCUUCGACCUGAUGGGCAGCGAACUCUUCAUCAUUCCUCCAGCUGUGAGCUUUCCCGGAGAUUUCAGCUACGCUGCCGCUGGCUUGAUCUUCCUGGAGUACACGGCGAGCACCCAGUGGUCCGCAGAGCUUCUUGUGAUCACUUACAGCGGUCAGCUGAAGAGCUACCUGGUCAGUACCGGAACCAACCAGGGCUUCCAGGAAAGUCACACCUUCACGUUCUCCACCCACUACAGUGACGGCAUCACGGCAGCCAUCUACCACCCGGGGCACCGGUUGCUGCUGGUGGGGGGAUGCCGGUCGGACGUGGGCGUGGCUUCUCUUGCCGCUCGGUGCGGUGUCACGGCGUGGAGGGUGCUGUCGGGGGCACCUCAUUAUAAACAGGUCAUCAGCUACGAGGAGGAUGUUCUAGGGUCCCAGAAGAGAGGGCUUUUCCGAAUGCCGACGUUCCGACUCUUUUCCAGGCAAAACAACAGACAAGAUGGUGUCUUCAGGAUGAGUCUGUCUCCUGAUGGAGCCAUGUUGGCGGUGAUCCAUUUCUCGGGCGCUCUCAGCGUGUGGGACGUUCCAUCCUUGAAACAGAGGAGCAGCUGGAAGCAGGAGGAGCAGCCUGGCUAUGAGGAGAUUAAUCCCGAAUGGAAGACAUCACUCGAGAAGAGAAAGAAAAUCAGAGAUAAAGAGCAGUAUCAGUCUCUGAUGGAUGUGGGCUGGUGGAGCGAUCAGGCUCUAAUCCUGGCUCGCUGUUCCGGCUCUCUCACUGUCUCCUCCGUCCGUACUCUCACCAAUCUACUGGGAAAAUCCUGUGAAUGGUUCGAGCCUUCGCCCAGAGUCACCUCGGCUCACGACGGCGGCUUUCUCAGCUUGGAGUGCGAGACCAAACUGGCCCCGAAACGUUCGCGCCUGGAGAGCAGCGAGGAUGACGAUGUCGCCGCUGAGGAAGACUCAGACUCAGACGAGGAAUCGUCUGCGAAGGCGCGUUACUUUAGUUACGUGAAGCAAGGCCUGUACUACGUAACCGAGAUGGAGCGGUUCGCUCCUCCGAGGAAGAGACCACGCACCGUCCUAAAAAAUUACAGACUGCUCAGCUUGAGAUCUACGACGCCUGAGGAGCUCUACCAGAGGAAGAUUGAUAACGAGGAAUACGGAGAAGCGUUGUCUUUGGCCCAUGUCUAUGGCCUGGACUCAGAUCUGGUCUAUCAGAGGCAGUGGAGGAAGUCUUCAGUCAGUAUCGCCUCUAUACAGGACUAUCUGAGUAAGAUAAAGAAGCGUUCCUGGGUGCUACACGAGUGUGUGGAAAGAGUUCCUGAGAACGUAGACGCUGCCAAGGAGCUCCUACAGUACGGUCUGAAAGGAACUGAUCUAGAGGCCCUUAUCGCCAUCGGAGAAGGAGCCGACGGAGGGAGGUUCAUCUUACCUGGAGAUGUGGACCUGGACGACACUCUCUAUGAGGAUAUGGAGUCCGUGGAGGACGAAAUGGAGAGAAAGAGAGAGAGAGAAGUGAAGAAAAGGCAAGAUCUUCUCAAAAAAGUGGACUUCAGCAAGUUAACUCUGGAGCAGAAGGAGCUGUGUAGAAGCAGACUCAAGCUGCUGUGUUAUUUGGACCGACUCGCCACAUACGAGGAGAUUUUGGGUGGACCCCAUGCAGCAGAGGAGAGGUACGACUCUGAAUUCUUCAAAAAGUUCCGCUCUCAGAACAUCGUGCUUUCGGCAAGAACCUACGCCCGGGAGAGUAAUGUUCAGGCGCUGGAUAUUCUCUUCACUUAUCAUGGCUCGGAGUUGCUCCAGCAUCGACUCGCCAUCCUGUGCAACUUCUCAGAAACCACUUCUCCACAUGAGUACACUGCACUGCUGCCCGAGGCCUGUAAGGACGAGAUGUCCACUUUGGUGUUUAUCCCCUGGGAGGAGCAGAGACACAGAGAUCUGGACUGGUGUGAAGAUCCGCAGUGCAGGACCACGCUGGAGCCGUGCAUGGUCGAUGAUCCUCACUUCCUGUACGAGGAGCAGCCGGAGUUGGAGCGAUUUUGCACCCCGAGUCCAUCCAUCACACUCCUUACUGACUGGUACUUGAGUCGAGCUCAGGAGAUCGAGCACAACUCUCACCAGGUGGAUUGCGCGCUGUCUCUGGUGCGUCUGGGAAAGGAGCGGGAAAUCCCCGGGCUGGAGCUUCUGUGUGACGAUUUGGUUACCAUGGAGACCCUGGUGUACGAGACGUCUGGUGACCUGAGCCUCAGCCUGAGGGAGCUGCGGCAACUCGGGGACAUCGAGAAGCUCCACCUACUUAUGAAAAACUCGAGCGUGGAGAUGUACGUGAAGAACGUGUUCCAGUGGAUGGUGCCGUUUCUCCACCGCUGUGAAAGUCAGAAUGAGGGAUCGUCUACGAAGCUCCUGAGGGAAUACCUGGUGUCCAUCGCCAAGGAGGAUCUGACGCGGCCGCUUCUGAUCUUCCAGCAUUCCAAACCUGGCUGUCAGCAGAAGAUCAUUAGUGAUCCUGACCAGCUGAUGGCCGUGGCGUUGGAGUGUAUUUACAGCUGUGAACGAGACGACCAGCUCGCUCUCAGCUACGACAUCCUGGAGUGUCUGCCUCAGAGAGGAUACGGGCCGCAGUCUGAAACCACAAAAAUCCUUCACGACCAAGUGGACUCCCUGGAGAAACAUCUCAGUGUUGCUGAGGUCCUGGAGAAGCAUGGUCUACAGAAACCCAUCUCAUUCAUUAGAAACAGUCAGAACAGCAAAGAAGAGGCUCACCAACUGAUGGUCAAACUCACCCGCCAUACUGGACGCAAAAAUCCACCAGUGAGUGAGAGUGUGUGGAGAGAUCUACUGCAGGAUUUACUGGACAUGCAGAAGAACGUUUACACCUGUCUACAGCCCUCCACCUGCCACCAGGUGUUUGUGGAAAGUUUGCUGUGUUCAGGUCGAGAGGAGAACGUUCUCCUGGCAGGUCAGUUGAUGCAGUGCAGCUCCUCAGGUCCUGUUCCUCCUCUCGGCCCUGUGUUCCGUGUAAAAGCGUCCCGUGUCGCGUACGCACGCAGCGUGGAGCUCGCGCUCGACUCCGCCCGAGAAUACUUCAACUCCUCCUCCACACUCAACGACCCCUGCAUCAACCUCGCAAGAUCUUGUCUGCAGCUGAUCACAGAUUGUCCUCCUUCAAUCCAGGAAGAAUUAGACCUCAUCAGUGCUCUCUCUCGACUCGAGGAGUUCGGGGUGAAAGUCCUGCCUUUACAAGUGCGACUGCGUGAUGACCGUCUCUCGCUGAUAAAGGAGUGCGUCUCUCAGUGUUCCACAGCUUAUAAACAGUCCACUCUGCUGCUGGAGCUGGCCAGGCUUCUCCGGGUCUCAGGUGGUGAUGAAAGCCAGAGGAAGGGGCAAGUCCUUACAUUGUUGGCCGAACAGGCUCUACACACACAUGCCUACAAGGCCUCCUACAUCCACUGCCAGGACCUGAUGGCAGCAGGUUACAGUCAAGGUUGGGAUGUAUGUUCUCAGCUGGGUCAGUGCGAGAGCUACACUCAUCUCUCGGCUCGUCAGGAGCUCAUGGCAUUCGCUCUGACCCACUGUCCCCCUGCUAACAUCCAGAACCUUCUAGCAGCCUCCAGCUCUCUGCAGACUCAGAUUCUGUACCAGGCAGUAAACUACAAGAUGGACUCGUCCCAGGCCCAGGGAGCCGGCGCCGACCCGGAUCAGCAUGGUGGAGGUUCAGUCUCUCAGUCUUCAGCACUUCUCCAGCGAACCACCGCCCGCACCCUCGAGGUCCUGACUACCACCACCAUGAACACCAAGGCAGUGCUGAACACCAUCAGCGACUCACAGUGGUGGAAAGACUCCAUCAGCUAUCUCCGCCCCUUACACGGUCAGGAUUCACACAACGUCGGAUCGGCCAAUCAGAACGCUGGGCUGGAGAUGCAGGGCUGCAGCCCGUUCUACAAGGAACUGUUCGAGGAUCCGUAUGUCGACCUGAGGGAUGACGUGUACUCUUCUUAUGACUACGUCCCUCACGAGGACUUUGCAGAAGUUUUGCUCCAUACAGGAAAGUUAGCUGAGACCAGGAGUGAGGGAGAGCAGCUGUUUCCUGCCACUGAGGUUCUGCUCCAGUUGGCGAGUGAUGCUUUUCGGGACAUGACGCUGGCUUUGGCCUAUUUGCUCGCACUGCCUCAGGUGUUGGACGCAAACACGUGUUUUGAGAAGCAGCUUCCUUCAGCUCUGUCUCUCCAGCUGGCUGCGUAUUACUACUCCCUUCAGAUCUACUCCCGUCUGGUUCCCUGCUUCAAGAACAAGUGCAGCCCCUUGUACAGGGCCGAUCCCAAGGACCUGAUUCGCCUUGUGACGGAUCACGUGACCGAGCGUGAGGGCUGUGAUUGGGGGGAUGAGGAGCUGGAGGCUCUGAUUGGUCAGCUGCGUCUGUACAGCGAGCGUCUGAGGGACUUCACUCAGGCCCAGGUGCUGCGAGGCCUCGGACGAGGAGUGGACGUGCAGCGCUUCAGCAACGACCCUCACUACAAGAAAGAGACCAUCCUCGGCCUGGCUGAGACGUUAGAUGAGAGUGUGUAUGGGAUCUCUUGCUCCUUGGCUCAGCGUUACAGUAUCCUGUGGGAGGUUUAUAUGACACAUCUGGAGUUCCUCUUCACCGACAGUGGACUCUCCACUAAAGAGAUUGAGAGCCGCAGCGAGUCCUUGGGCCUUUUCCAGACGCUGAAGUCUGAACCCCAGGCUUUCUACACACACAUGAGCAAGUAUGUGUACCCAGGCAUCGCAGGUGUGGACCUGCAGCGUCUGCUCUACUACUACACACUUCUGGAGGGCUGCUCAUGCUCCAACUACCUUCCUUCAUCCACCAUGAGCCCCGACACACACGUCAAACUGCUGAAGAAGCUGAAGGCCGUCGCUAACGGUCUGGAUUAUAAAAAGCUGACCGACGAAGACUCGGACCCGCUCAGAGCCCUGGAGCCGGUUCUGAGCAGCCAGAACGUUCUGUCCAUCUCCAAACUGGCGUCUCGGAUUCCUCAGAAAGGCGGCGCUCUGACGGCCAGCGCCGUGCAUGCCGCGUGGCUUCCCAAGCUCUUCUGGCAGGGCGACGCCCACAUCCUCAAGAAUCCUCCUCAGACAGACGAGGCGUUCCUCCAUGCCUACGAUACCUGCGCCAAAUACUUCGAUCGACUCGUGCCUUCGGAUGUGGUUCACUUCCUGGAUUCCGUUACCUUUUCCCCAGAGGUGACCAAUCAGCUCUCUGUCGAAGUCAGGACGGAGAUCACCAGACGAGCUCUCAAGGCUCUGAAGAACAUCAGUGGAAAGAGCAGGAAAAGGGGCGGAGAUGACAAGGCUGAUGACCAUGCCUCAAAUUUUAGCCACGCCCUCUCUCACCUGCAGCAGAGUCUCAACCAUCUGGAGAUUUUAGUCCAACCUUUCCAUCUGUCCCUCAGAAACAGCAAGGAGAAGCGUCUGCAAGACUACAGUCGAGACUUCGACCUCUCCAGAUCGGAGGAGGUGAAAGUUCACCAGCUGGCUGUUACUAUGGCGCUGGACGGACAGGCGUUGGAUCAGAUCGCGGAGAUGCUGGCGGUCGCUGUGGGGACCAGCGGCCUAUCGGUGUGCGGCGUGGUGCAGGAGGCGGUGACUCGGAUCAUCUCCUCGCUCAGUGGUGACGACGCCAUCCUGAAGGAUCACGCCGACCCUCUGAAAGUUCUGGAAGGCAUCGUGAAGGCCGUGCAAGACGACGUGCAAACCGGGGGACAUGCGGUGUCAUCCGAGGACCUGUUGGCAUGGUUACGGCCAUUCUGUGGGGACGACUCGAAACCUGUGCGAGUGAGGAUCGAGGUGCUGCAGAUUCUGGAACAUUCAUUCAGCCUCAGCGAGCAGGACGUUCGUCUCCUGGUGCUGUUCAGGAGCCAAGCGGUGCUGAAAGCCUGCUGGCCUGGUCGAGAGUGCAUCAUGAGCGAUAUCGAGGAUGAGGCUCGGCGUCUCUCUCUCUUCCUGGAGCUGCUGGAGUCGAGUACGAAGUGGGAGGAGUUUCAGCACCUCAUGCUCCUCCUGCAGGCGUGGCCACCUGUGACUGACGAGGGCAGACUGGAGUCCGAGCAGAACCCGUGGGUGUGUGUGACGUCAGGUGUGCUCUCGCACUGCUCCACGUGGUCGAACAUCAGCCCCGGAUCUGAGAUCCUCGCCAUGUGCCGCUCGCUGUACACCACCAAGCACAAACUCAAUCCUCAGUGUAUAGGACACAUCUCUACCCUGCUGCUGAACAGUGGUCUCCAACUAGAGGCGUUAAAGCUGAUGGCCGAGAGCAAAGACGAGCAGCUCCUCGCUCGGACUCUGGAUCUAAUCAAAAACAUCACCUCUGUGAGUGAGCAGUGCUGUGAUGCGGAGAUGUUGACGCUGGUGUUGGAUGCAGGUGUGUUGGUGCAGUGUGUGAACUCGGCUCUGUAUCCGCUGCUCGUCUCCCACAUGCUGUGUGAAGGUUUGUGGGACGUGGACGCCGCGGCACGUGAGCUUCAUCAUGCAGGACACCACGCGCAGGCCGGGGCUUUACUGCUCGCCCACCGCGGGACUCAUCCGGCCCUCGCCACCUUCAACACCGCCGUGUCGGUCCUGCGCAGGUGGAUCUGAGGAACACGCAGAGGAACCAGAGAUGAUCUGUCCUCCCUCCCCUCCCACCGUUCCCCCUUCCCUCUCCUUCCCACCCCUUCCCUCUCCUUCUUUCCUCCUUCCCACCCCUUCCCUCUCCUCCCCUCUCCUCCUU